Messenger RNA from Rhopilema esculentum, 3499 nucleotides. Its product is annotated as kynurenine formamidase. Gene Ontology annotation, molecular function: arylformamidase activity. Lineage: Eukaryota; Metazoa; Cnidaria; Scyphozoa; Rhizostomeae; Rhizostomatidae. The record is from RefSeq and is a predicted model, not a curated record.
AGUGCGUAAAUGUAAUUCGACAAGCAACUGGCAGAACUUCGCAGAAUAAUAACAGAACUUCGUACGAUCGCCGUACAAAACAUAAACAAACGUUCGCGGGUUUAACUACAAGUACCAGAAUGCAUUGCGCCAUGACGUAAUAAGGGGAAGGUCUAUUGAGUCAUUACUUGAUUAUUCAAUGGAAACCGAACGAGUAUAGGUUGAUCAUCGAUAAAUGGUUUAUUAUUUACAAUAUUCAAAGUCGAAGCUUGCACCGAAUAUGCUUGUCCCGGCGCGUAGUACGAUAAACGAUUCGGUACUUGGCGUAAACGAUAUUUUGUUGAAUUUCGAGGGUCCUCGAAAUUAAAGAAGCGUGACAAAUUAGAACAACUCAUCGUUAGCAUCAUUAAGCGUCCUUUGUUACGAAAUGAAAACUCACUGAAAUAGAAAUUUUGUUCUUUGUUUCGAUAAACCAAUGAACGGCGCAACAUACUUCCUUUAACAACGAAACUUGACUACGUAUGUCAAUAACUUAUGUUUAUUUAUUAUGAACACAAUAGGUAUUAAGCAUAUUUUAUUGUUUAUAUAAAAGGUUAAAAGGUUUGAAUGUUUUGAAAGUGAGAAACUCAUGCCUUGCCUUCCUGGUUGAGUUAGUCAAGCAAAUCAGAAAGCGCUUUCAAGUCAACCAGCCAGUGUUCAGAUGUGUAGAUUUUUUACUGCCAUCAAAUGCCGUCCAAUGCAAGCCUCCAUCGCUUCAAGAUGCUUUCACCCUGAUACCGUUUUUAAGAAAUGUAGCAGACAGUAGCCGUGCAGACUUGGAAUGGGGGCAGCAAGCUUUGGAAGAGGACACCGAUAUACUUCCAAAUCAAACCGCAACAGCAUUUUGAAAAAACCAGCUUGAAGCUAAGAUGCUUAACGGCGGUUACAAGAAUCCAAACUUGAGAAAAGUGGUAGCAACGGCACUUUCAUUACCUUUAUCAAAUGCAUCUGUUGAGUGUUUGUUCAGUUCUUUGAAGCUGGUAAAGACAUCUUUAAGAAGAAGUUUAAAGCGCGAGACAUUACUUGGUUGAAUGCACACCAAUCAAAGCAUGAAGGCAAUGGGAAGUCAUGCACACCAAAUCAAGCUGGAUGGUAUGCUUUUAGAACUGGUGCAGAAAGUAAAAAGCAGUGCGACAGAUAGUCAAGCGCAUGAAAUUGUUAAAAACGAACUUUCUAAAAUUGCCAAAAAUUGACAUUUUUACAGCAGUGCCAGCACUUGCAUAGUAGAUUUGUGUAGUUUUGUUCUAACAAUCUUAUGGUGAAACAAAACUUGUUUCACCAUAACAAAACAAGUCCUUUUGUCUACACAGUAGUAGGUUUUUCGUGCUCAUGUAGAUAGAUUCCAAAACUGCUAGGUAGAACGACGAUCGGGCUUUACCAAUAAUCCGAAACAUGUCGCCAUUGUUGUUUUUUGCACAAUCUGGGUUUUUCAGUAAAUGCUGCCCGAUAGCAGAAUCGCAGGUUUUAGUUGUAAUUUUAGAUUUGCAAGACCGAGGUGAAUGUUCUCUUUGGGGACGAAUUUUGUUUCUAAUACUAGGCGGAACAUGUUGUUCUGACGUUUUAAACUCUGAAGAGUGUCAGAUGAAAAGCUUUGGUUUACUAAAUGUUUGCUUUUUUAAAAGCCAUUGUCUAGUUUUGUUCUGUUUAAUAUCAUGUUUUUUAUUGUUUUGUUUUUAUUUCUUAAUUUGGAAAAUUCCUUAAAAAAUCCUCAAAAACAUAUUUUCCUUAAAAAUCUCCUUAAAAAUAUCCAAAAUUCCUUAGUCUUAGGAAAAAUCCUUGAAAGUAAGUGCCCAGGAACGCUGAGAAAUAUGCAGCGUACAGCCUCAAAGUUGGUUCAAAAUAGCCUCAUUUUGAGAUCAACGUAAACAGCUGAUGAACGUCAGAGUGGUUGGAGCUUCAUCGAAAACAGUAAAUAUGAUUUCAUUCAAAAACUAUUGCAAUGUCCUUAUUACUGUUUCAUAAUCAUUCUCUCAUUUGACCCCUAAUCCACUAACAGUAAAGCGGAAAGGAAAGAUGGAUGAGCAAAAGAACAAAGAAAAACAGAAAUGCAAUAAGGAGUUUCUUGAGCAUCAAUAUUCUCCAAGCAGAUGGUCUAAUGUGGCUUCUUCCGAUGAAAUCAUUCAACUACAUGUCAAAAAAAUUACUGAAGCAAGUACUCAAACAAUAAAAAAAGUUAAAUGUGAUGUUGAUGUUCAAUAUGGUCAGAGUGCUGGUGAGAGAAUGGAUGUAUUCUUUCCUAAGAGUUCAGAGAAAAGAGGUGAAGAAAAGCAGCCAAUCCUUGUCUUCAUUCAUGGUGGAUAUUGGCAAGAACUAGGGAAGGAUUACUACAGUUUUCUUGGAAGUGUUUUUGGACAGUAUGGCAUAACUACAAUAGUUGUUGGAUAUGAGCUUGCUCCAAAAGUAAAACUGAAGACAAUUGCUGGAGAAAUCAGGAAUGCAGUUUGUUCCAUCCAUGAAAGAUUUCCUUCAGCACCAUUGAUUGUUUCUGGCCACUCGGCUGGCGCUCACUUGGCAUCACUUCUAUUAACUGUCAACUGGAACUCCUUAGGAUUUUCUAGGUCUCCAGUUCAAGGCUUGGUUCUAAUCAGCGGAGUGUAUGAUUUGAGACCUCUUGUUAACACCUAUGUCAACGAUGCUCUUAAUAUGAAUACAGAGGAAGCAUUGAUGCUCAGUCCAAUGUGCUCAGUUGACCAGAUGGAGUUCAAUUCCAGUUGUAAAAUCAUGUCCCUCGUUGGCCAAUACGAAUCGCCAGAAUUCCAUAGACAAUCAAAGGAGUUCGCUGAAGCUUUGAGAAAUGCUGGGUACAAGGUUAAACAUGAUAGUAUGGAAAACACAGAUCAUUUCAGUAUUGUUCACAAUUUCACGCUUCCCAGUUAUAAUCUCACCAAGGUCAUAGUCGAUUUUAUCAAUGACGUUUCACAAAUUUGCUGGUGAGUUGGCAGUAGCUGUGGGCGAAAACUGGCCAUGAAUUGCCAUAAUAUUUUCAGGCUAUUUGAUAGUAACUUUUUGUAAACAUAAUAGGAAUUGUAUAGUCCAAUUUUGACUAAAAACGAAUUAAGAUCUGAGAAAGUAGCAAUUACCAGAUUUUAAAUUUGGCUAAAAGUCAAUUAGAAUUAAAAGUUAAGUUAUUAUCUUUAUGAAUCAAACGAACAGCCUCUUUUUUGCUUCAGUAAGAAAAUAUUAUUUAGAUUUUGAUGAGAAUUCGGCUUUCGUUUUUUAAUUUCUUAUCGCAUUUGGCAUCUUGUUAAAAAUUUCAGUUGCACUAUUCCUCAAAAUUUUAGAAUUUAUUGUAGUUGCAAUUUGUGGUGCAGAGUUUGAUCUCAAAUGUUUACUGUUUUCUUUUAAUGAUAUGUCAAUGUAUUCUGGUUUGUUUUGAUCUGUUAUAUAAUUAAAAGCCAGCUUCACAAGGUGGCAUUCUCGUCUCUCUUUCAUAGGUAACCAGCCUAAUGAUAUGUUGCCUUUUUCUUUAACUUAGCGGCCU